Molecule: messenger RNA, 473 nt
Organism: Agrilus planipennis (emerald ash borer)
Lineage: Eukaryota; Metazoa; Arthropoda; Insecta; Coleoptera; Buprestidae
Product: cubilin homolog
Exons: 3
Coding region: 51-464 (137 amino acids)
Source: RefSeq, a predicted model, not a curated record
GAAAUUUGGUGGUGAUUGCAGGAGAGCAUAAAAAUAUAUCUUUCUUAACAAUGGGACAUGGAACAGUGAUGUUAAAUGGACACGAUCUAUUUUUAACAGCAGAAUUGGUUAAAAACGCUUCCGAAGUACUGCAAUAUCAUAAAACCAGUUUCCAUGAUUCAAUUGGUGUACUAAACCGACUGAACGAUUUUAUUCAUGGAAAAGAGGGAAUUGCACGUAGAAUGGAUUUGAUCGAAUCUAAAGCUUCACUGAAAGCAAACAUUUCUCAAAUCAACGAACGUGGAAGCAAUGCCAGAAAAACAGUUAUCAAUAGAAGAAUAUCGCUUCUUAACGGCAAAGUCCGCAGACUAAUAAGAUUAUUAAAUAUAGACGAAUGUGCAAGUAAUCCUUGUCGGAAUGGUGCUAAUUGUAAAGACAUUUACAAUGGAGUAUUAUGUUUUUGUACUGACGGCUGGGAGGUAUGAAACUAAAUA